Messenger RNA from Candidozyma auris, 1755 nucleotides. RefSeq lists its product as uncharacterized. Gene Ontology annotation, molecular function: protein binding. The record is from RefSeq and is a predicted model, not a curated record. Bases 1 to 1755 code for a protein of 584 amino acids. Lineage: Eukaryota; Fungi; Ascomycota; Pichiomycetes; Serinales; Metschnikowiaceae. The transcript has a single exon.
AUGACUAUUUCGAUAUCGGAGAGCGCCUACGACAGAAGAAGACUGAUAUGUCUGGACCGCCGCAGGUCUCUCAGCUCUAACUACAAGUGCUUCCAGAACUACUACAACGCUCUCAAGUACCUCCAACCGAAGCCAACUUACAUCUCGAACGUAAGGUCUUCGGUCAACCACUGGCAACUCAGGGACUUGGUGCAAGUGGAUGCUCAGACUGGAUCCGUCUACUACACACUAGACGAUUCCAUCAGGGCGCUACUGGUGUUUCCCUUGUGGGAGGAGUCAUUAAGGUCGUACGACUAUUUGAGCCUACCGUACUUUCCAAGAUGUUUCAACCACAGCGCUGGCGGGCAUGUGGUUGCCGGUGGAGUGAUCACGUCGCUGUCGAAAGUGUUCUCGAUGGAUAUCCCCGAUUUAACUAAAUCGAUCCCUGGUACAUCCCACAGACUGCCUAAGGGCUUGUUCUCGUUCUACUCCCCAUACACUGAUGGCGAUCUCACAUACAAGCUUGGUGAAAUGAUCAACAAUGCUGUUACGGUGUAUCCAAACUAUCCUGGUGGGGAUAAUCACUUUACGUCAUAUGUCUGCAAUAACGACUCCAAUUUAUACAUUUUGGACAUUGCCAACAGCAGAGUCACUGCAGACCGUAAAUUUGUAUGUGAGAACAACACAUCCCUCAACAAUGUGCAUCAGCUGCCUGACGGUAGACUUCUAACUGCCACGGGUGACUCCAGCUCCAUCUUUUUGCUCGAUCCAAAAUCACCAAAUCCACGAAUCGAAGUUAUUAAAACUUCAUAUGACUCUGGUUUUGGUAUCUCAUAUCACAACAACGAAAACACAUUGGCCGUGGCUUUCCAGGAAGGCGCCUGCUUGCUUUAUGAUUUGCGUAAAGCCACUCAAGAUCCUCUCUUUGAGGUGAAGUCCACGAGGCCAGGUCACCAAUCUGGCGCCUUCAGGUGUUGCAAGUUCUUGCACACCGCCAUUCAGGACUUACUUGUCAUUUCAGAGCAUGUUGGAAGGGUUCAUCUUGUCGAUUUACGUGAUCUCGACCAGGAUAACCAACAAGUGCUAGUGUUCCCCUUUGCAUUAGACCAGUAUGGUCGCCAUAAGCACGAGAGGCUCAAUGUGCGCGAGAAGCUCAUGAACUCACAAAGAAAGCACAGUUUUGGAGGUAAUUAUGAGGAAGCAGAAGAAAAGAACGUUGAAAAACACAAGCGUUUCGAGAUUUUUGACGAGUCACUGUCCCACUUUUCCGCUCCCUUGGUCUACGACUAUCACUAUCUUGCAGAGGAGAACCCCAAGCUUUUUAAGGACUAUGUGUAUCAGCCUCAGCCCAUGCCAGUCUGUAAGGAUGAUGAUGGCAAGGUUGCGCCUCCAGAACUCAACCAUCCGCAGUGGAACUCUACGCCAAGCUCAGUGAACCAAGAAACAUUGCAAGACGGUUCAACUCACCAACCUCAUCACCGUCACAACCUGCAAGCUUUGGAUCCUCACGAUGUCAGACUGCGCUUGGAUGUUGAGGCUGGCCAAGGACUGUCUCAUGAUGUGGAGAUGACUGAUGCGACGCCACACUCUUCCCACCGUUAUUCGUGCCACGACUCGUACCAGCAGUCGGUUAAUCAUAUCCACGGUGAGAUGGAGUUGUCUGGAUUGGACUGGCUCGAGAAUCAGUUGUAUAUUGGCUGCGAAGAUGGCGGUAUUGUUACUUGGGACAUCAACGUACGGGCACGCCGAAGUAUUGGCAGCUUCUCUUACGUUUAG